CAAGUAUAAAUAAAAAAAUUGGCAGUUAUAAUAUUCAAAACAAUUCAGAGGAAUUAUAAAAAUUUAAUAAGAUUCUAUAAUUGGUAAUAAGUAUCAUACAUUAUUGAAGCCAAUAAAAUAUUUUGGAUUUUAACAAAGAAAGCGUCCAAAAAUUUGAAAGGGAUAAAACAAAAUGAGUUCCAAGGACAUUUACUAUUCGGAUAAAUAUUAUGAUGAUUAUUAUGAAUACCGACAUGUUGUAUUACCUAAAGAACUCUUAAGAUUAGUACCAAGAUCACAUCUUAUGAGUGAAGAUGAAUGGCGUGGUAUUGGUGUCCAACAAUCUAGAGGAUGGGUGCAUUAUAUGAUUCAUACACCAGAGCCUCAUAUUUUACUAUUUCGACGUGAACUUAAGAAAUAGAAUUAC
Messenger RNA from Condylostylus longicornis, 406 nucleotides. RefSeq names its product cyclin-dependent kinases regulatory subunit (gene Cks30A). Bases 173 to 400 code for a protein of 75 amino acids. NCBI's taxonomy places the organism in Eukaryota, Metazoa, Arthropoda, Insecta, Diptera, Dolichopodidae. The transcript is spliced from 2 exons. The record is from RefSeq and is a predicted model, not a curated record. Gene Ontology annotation, molecular function: cyclin-dependent protein serine/threonine kinase activator activity; protein kinase binding; histone binding. Gene Ontology annotation, biological process: regulation of mitotic cell cycle. Gene Ontology annotation, cellular component: SCF ubiquitin ligase complex; cyclin-dependent protein kinase holoenzyme complex.